AUGUUCCACGGUGGCCUCAUUACAAGGGGCCUCCCUUCUCUUUUCAUCGCUGUGCAACAAGGUUGGGGGUUGCUGAGGGCUCCAAACAGCAGCAGGAAACACCCCUGGCGAAUAGAAAUCUGUCCUGGCCCCACGCCCGAUGCCACCAUGAACAACUGCCUGCACACCUCCAGCAAUGUCACCCUCCUGACGUCCUCGGUCUCCAGCAUGACCGGAAUCGUUUUCCUCCUCCUGGCCGCUCUGAUCGGACUGCCGGGCAACCUCUUUGUGGUGUGGAGCAUCCUGUGGAAGAUGAAGCCCAGCAGCCGUUCGGUCACCUGCCUGCUGGUCCUCAACCUGGCCAUGGCUGACGGAGCCGUCCUCCUGCUCACGCCCUUCUUCAUCCUCUUCCUCACUUUCAAGACCUGGUUCUUCAGCCUCGCCGUCUGCAAAGGCGUCUACUACCUCUGUUGUGUCAACAUGUAUGCCAGCAUCUUCAUCAUCAUGCUCAUGAGCGUGGACCGGUGCUUGGCCGUCAGCCGGCCCUACCUCUCCCAAGCCAUCCGCAAGAAGCGCCUGGUGGUCAAGAUCUUGGCCGCCCUCUGGGCAGCGGCCAUCUUGUUGGCCAUCCCGGCCUUCGUGUAUCGCCAGCUGCUGUCGGACCCGUCCGAGCGGUGGCAGAUCUGUGAGCCGUGCCACGCCACGCCGGGCCUGGCUGUCUUCCACUUCACCAUGGAGACAGUGGUGGCCUUUGUGGUGCCCUUUGCAGUCAUUGUGGGCUGCUACUCCACCAUCUUGGUGCGGCUGCGGGGGCGGCGGUGGCACCGCCGGGGAGCACGGACAGGGAAGCUCAUCGCCGCCGUGGUGCUCUGCUUCGCCGCCCUCUGGGUGCCCUACCACGUGGUCAACGUGCUGCAGGUGGCCUCCAACAUGGCCUCGGGGAGGGCAGCAGAGAUCCUGGGCCAUGCGUGGAAGGCUGGCCGGGCGGGGGCCACUGCCCUGGCCUUCCUCAGCAGCAGCAUUAACCCUGUCCUCUACGUCUUCGCCGCCGGGGAUCUGAUCAAGACCUCAGGGGCCAAGUUCAUCGCCCAGUUCUUCGAGGGGGCCUCCGGGGAGGUGCACAAGAAGUCACCCUCCCAGAGAGACCUGGACAAGGACACAGUGGCAGGGGAGGGUGUGGAGAUAGGGCAGCUGCAGGCAGGAGGGGAGGGGGCCAAGCAGGACGGGGCCGUGGGGCAAUUGACACCCCCUGGACAGGGUCCAUACCAAGCUGCAUCCCCUUAG
Messenger RNA from Emys orbicularis (European pond turtle), 1263 nucleotides. Its product is annotated as leukotriene B4 receptor 2-like. The record is from RefSeq and is a predicted model, not a curated record. Gene Ontology annotation, biological process: neuropeptide signaling pathway. Gene Ontology annotation, molecular function: G protein-coupled peptide receptor activity; leukotriene B4 receptor activity. The transcript is spliced from 2 exons. Gene Ontology annotation, cellular component: plasma membrane. Bases 1 to 1263 code for a protein of 420 amino acids. Lineage: Eukaryota; Metazoa; Chordata; Testudines; Emydidae.